Messenger RNA from Doryrhamphus excisus (bluestripe pipefish), 2787 nucleotides. Lineage: Eukaryota; Metazoa; Chordata; Actinopteri; Syngnathiformes; Syngnathidae. The record is from RefSeq and is a predicted model, not a curated record.
UAAGUCCUUCCCCCAUGCGGAAGUGACGCUGCCGCUAGCAAGAACCUCAAAGAGAUGGAUGAUUUUUUUGCAGUGCAUCAUCGUUGCAUCUAACAAAUAUUAACUCUUAAUCACAUUUUGUGUUUAAGUCAUAGGUUGGCUUAAAAUGGCGUGUAUUUCUUUCCAAAGCCAGCUUUCGUCCAUCUUGGAGGUUUUGGUCAAAGCAGCAGUGUCAGAAAUAAGCAAACUAGUGGAUGACAAUAGUGCCUUCUUGCAUCUGGAAAUCUCCCAAAAGCAGAGCGAGAAUGAGGCGCUGAAGAGGAAAUUGAUCAUGAUGGAGAAUAAAAAUGCUCAGCUGCAGCGAGCCUUCGCAAACAUGAUGCACAGAGGAAGCGAGGCUGGAAAUGUUCCACAUUCCACGGGAGAGCUCAAGUGUCCUGUCAUGGAAGAUGCCACCAUCUCCUUCACAAUCAAGGAAGAGAGUCCGGAUGAGGUGCUGUGGAUCAGCGAUCACUCUGCCGCUGGCGCAGCGCUGCAGUACCCGAACGCUGCAGAGAGUCAGCGGUUUGAGGAAGCCUCCGGGAAGUUGACGUCGGACUUUGGAGAUUCCUUCGUCUCAAGCGAGCAGGGAGACGAGGUGGGCGGGCUUCAGUUGCUAGUCAAGACGGAGAAAGGGCAGGGCGGUUGUCAGCUGGGCGCGGCCAAGCAGAGCCAACUUCCUGACUUGGCUUUGGACGAGAGGGACACUCAGCUGUGGUCGUCCAUCAUCGAAGGCGGCGACAUUGACUCCAGUUUCCCGGAUUUUUCCAGUGUGGUUGAUGAAUAUUCCGACUCUUUACCUGAGCAGUUGAACGCUCGCCUUGUUUCUGUCAAGUCAGCCGCUGUCCAGCAGACUUCCUCUCAGAGGUCCUGCGGUGGCGCUUACACCGGUGACUACCACAAGGAUUCGCAGUUGUCCGGUUUUCAGCCCAGACCCUCAUCUGCGGUCUCGCAGGCAGACACACACAAGGAUCAGGUCUACCUCCCGAAGAACAACUCACAUAGCCUUCUGAGGCGCGGCCAAGACGGCGAACACGCCACCGUAGAUGGACUGAUGGCAACACCGUCGCAUAGCACCUUCACGGCACCAUCCGGCCACCAUCUUGACCCCAAUCACCGGCCAUUCUCAGGUACCGGGCGGGGCUUUGUGUGCUCGCAGUGCGGCAAGGCGUUCGCCCGCCUCCACCAGUUCAAGCUGCACCAGCAGAGCCACAAGAGGAAACGAGCCUUCUGGUGCACGGUGUGCGGCAAGGGCUUCCAGUGCUCCUCACACCUCAGCAUCCACCACCGGACACACACGGGCGAGAAGCCGUACUGCUGCCUGCAGUGCGGGAAGAGGUUCACGCAGCAGAGCAGCCUGAGGGUCCACCAGCGCACGCACAGCGGCGAGCGGCCGUACAACUGCGCGGAAUGCGGCAAGACCUUCAUCCUCAUGCACCACCUGAAGCGCCACUGUGUCAUUCACACGUAUGGCUGAGGCGGGCCAGCCUAUCUUCCGCUUGUGUUGUCGUUGUAUAGCAUUUCUGACUAUGCAAAAACCUUCAUGUGGUUUGCUCCUUUUUAAAGAUGGAGUCUUUUGCCACGUUUCCACCAAGCAGUGCUGCCCAUUCAUUCAUUCAUUCAUUCAUUCAUUUUCUACCGCUUUUUCCUCACGAGGGUCGCGGGGGUGCUGGAGCCUAUCGCAGCUGUCUUCGGGCGAGAGGCGGGGUACACCCCGGACUGGUGGCCAGCCAAUCACAGGGCACAUAUAGACAAACGACCAUUCACACUCACAUUCAUUAACCGAGCAUGUUUUUUGGAAUGUGGGAGGAAACCGGAGUACCCAGAGAAAACCCAUGCAUGCACGGGGAGAACAUGCAAACUCCACACAGAGAUGGCCGAGGGGGGAAUUGAACCCUGGUGUCCCAGCUGUGAGGUCUGCACGCUAACCACUCGACCCCGUGCCACCCAUCAGUGCUGUCCAUUCAUUCAUUCAUUCAUUUUCUACCGCUUAUCCUCACGAGGGUCGCGGCGGGGGGGGUGCUGGAGCCUAUCCCAGCUGUCUUUGGGCGAGAGGCGGGGUACACCCUGGACUGGUGGCCAGCCAAUCACAGGGCACAUAUAGACAAACAACCAUUCACACUCACAUUCAAUUUGGAGUGGCAAACUGGAGUACCCAGAGAAAACCCACGCAUGCACGGGUAGAACAUGCAAACUCCACACAGAGAUGGCCGAGGGUGGAAUUGAACCCUGGUCUCCUAGCUGUGAGGUCUGCACGCUAACCACUCAAGCCGUGCCGCCCAUCAGUGCUGUCCAGUUCAUUACAUUUUAUUCUCAAAAGUAGCAAAGACUACCAAAAGAAGUCUUCCAUAACACAUUUUGGCACCCUUAAAUGGGCGGAUCUAAACACAGAGCAGCGUGUUGAUUGGUGGACAAGUAAUGGUCACUUCAGGAAUGGAACGGAGAGAACACACAAAGAUGUCCGCCAUUGUACUUUGUUGGAUUGGCGCCUCUUUAACAGUAUAUCCAUGCUGUGAUUGAUGUUUCUAUUCAUAGCUGGUCAGGAUUUACGCUUAAAAGCAUUCGACGGGACUCAACCUCUUGGUGGAAACGUGGAUUCCAAGAUGGUUGGAACGUCCCACGGAUUUGCAGACCUUCCAUCUUAACAGAGGACAUGACAUUGUCCAGCCCAGGAGCUCCUCUGGACAGAAACCUGCAUGACUAAGACUCCACUUUUUCUAUGAUCUUUAUUGUGUGUCUUCAUGUAGUAUUAAAUUAUUGUUUAAACCA